GCGCGAGCGGCGCUCACAUUCCGGGGCUGUGGCGGCCUCUUCCUCCCGCGUCCGGGGCCCGCUGUAAGGGCUCUUAGGAGUCGGGCGCUGGCGUGGGCCUCGCCGCCGCCGCCGCCGGCCCUCUGCCGUGACUGGACUGGGCCGCCCGGAGCAGGCGCGGCCGGAGUGAACGGAACGGGCGGGAGCUUUCCUGCCUAUGGGCGGCCCCUGGGCGCUCUGAGGGCCGGGCUCCGAGCGGCCGAGAAAAUGAUGCAUCCUGUUGCCGGCAGUAACCCAGCGUUCUGUGGGCCUGGCAAGCCUUCCUGCCUCAAUGAAGAUGCCAUGAGAGCUGCUGAUCAGUUUGAUCUAUAUUCCUCCCAGCAGAACAAAUACAGCCACACAGUCAGCCACAAACCAAUGGUUUGUCAGAGGCAAGACCCAUUAAACGAGACACACUUGCAGCCUACCAGUGGCAGAAACAUAGAGAUAAAAGAUGAACUAAAGAAAAAGAAAAACCUCAAUCGAUCUGGUAAGCGAGGCCGACCUUCAGGAACCACCAAGUCAGCAGGAUACCGGACCAGCACAGGCAGACCCCUGGGAACUACCAAAGCAGCUGGAUUUAAAACAAGUCCAGGCAGACCUUUGGGUACAACCAAAGCUGCAGGAUACAAAGUCAGCCCAGGGAGACCUCCAGGUAGCAUUAAAGCUCUGUCCCGUCUUGCAGAUCUUGGUUAUGGCUGCGGCACUGCUGCCUUUCCUUACCCUAUGAUGCAUAGUAGAGUGGUUCACGGGCUUCAGGAAACGAGUGGUGAAGUCAAGCCGCCCAGUGAGUGAGCGAGGCAGGAGAGCAUGUGUUAGGAGCAGAUUGUUAGUCACCCCAAAGCUUCUUGCUUUAAUUUGACAUGAUCUUACCACGUGGACUCCCCAGUUCGUUUCUGUUUGCUCUUCCUUACCCCGCUCUUCUUUUUCUUUCUUUUUGGCUAAGAGGUGGCCACAGUUGAGAGAUGCACUUUGGGCAGGAGUAGUACAUUUUAUCUGUAUUGUACACGGUUCACCGGACACUCAGCGAAGUCAUUUUUACUUUCCCUUGGUGCUGUUCUAAGUGAACUCCUCAUGUGCUAAGCAGCUGCCCAAGUUAACUUUUAUCUGCAAGUAACCAGUGUGAGGCAGUGUAACUGAAGGGGCAGAACAGCACCUAGAAGCAGAUUGGAGGGGAUGGCUGUGUGAGUUUAGAACUCUGAAAUAAGAUAUAGCUGUCUGGAUGCUUUGGAACUUAAAACACAGCUUCUUAUUUAUUGAUUCGCAUGACAUUAAUUGAUCAUUAUUCCUAAGGCAUUGUUUAGUAUCUGCCUUGCAGAGAUUAUAGUUACAGGGUAUGUGUUUUUCAGUUGCCUAAGAGCAUAUGCACCAAACACUACAAACAACUCAUACUUAAAACCCUUGAAUCCUUCAUAAACCUGCACAUUAUAUUUAAUAUACAAGAAAAAAAGAAUCCUUAAAAGUCUGCAUGUAACUAUAAUCAUUGUUUUGUCUUUCACGUACUUAGUGAGUUUCAAAGUAUUAUAUUUAAAAACAUUUAUUACUAUUGCUCAUUUAUUUAGGUUUUUUUUUGUUUGUUUGUUUGUUUGUUUUUCUCAGUAAUUGUUAUUACACUGCAUUAGUACUUAACUGCAUUUUCAGGUUUAUAUCUACCAAAGGACACAAAUUGAGUGGUCGGCUGCAAGAUUGGUCUAAGCAGAAAGCAGUUUCCUGUCUGUUGAGGCUCAAGUACCAAUAAAUGUAACUCAGUAUGUACGAAACCUGUAAAAUGAGCACUGCUGUUAGCAUAGAAAUGGCAUCGUAGCUCAAGGAUGACCGCUUCUUCCAAAAGAAGUCUCCCUAGUGAGGCCUGCUUUAGGCACAGUAUAGAAAAGAGACAAAUACUGGGCAUGUAGGUAUACUUAUGGAGGGAAAUCUUCUUUUCUGAAAUAUUUCUUGUUAAUACACAUUUUAUUUAUUCUGAGUUUGUUUUAAGUAAAAUAUUACUAACUUUAAAAUUGAAAAGCUUGCCCUGGGCCAUGUAUGGUGUCCCGUGAAUUUGGUCCCAGCAUUUGGGAGGCUGAGGCAGGCAGAUCUCUGAGUUUGAGGUCUACAUAGGUCUACAUAGAACAGCCAAUGCUAGGUAGAGAGACCCCAGUCUUAAAAAAACAAAACAAAGAAAAGCUUUUACUGAACUUAAAAAAUAAUGUUUUUUACUUGCAUUUUAAAAUAUCUUUGAGAUUAAGCUGUAGAUUUACAGGACUUAAAAACUUUAAAAAUAAUCAGAAAUUUAAAAGGCCACUUACUGGUUGGUUAGACUUGCUCUCAGUCCAUGCAAACUGACUGUAUGUAAAUACUAUGUUUCAGACCUUUAUCAGGGGACAAGCAGCCAAUCUCAGGUGCCCUGAUGAUAGCUGACACAACAGCUGGACAUCUGCUCUUACAGUAAGCACUGUUUCAUUGCAUGUGGGGACAGCAACCUCAGCAGUACUAGCUUUGCACAAACCAUAGGGGACAGUGAGCAAUGCUGGGUGACCACUUAACCAGCUGGAACAUUCAGAAAGCUUCAAAAGGGCUUCCAAGAGUUUCUUCUUGCAGAAGCAUAGAAUAUAAAACUUAAUAAUUUACUCAGAACAGUGUAACUUCUGACAUAUGCAAAUUCUUGUGUCUUCAGUGAUGUAUUCAUCUGGUCACAAGUAUCUGUCACUUAGCUGUUUCUGAAAUUGUUUAGCAGCUGGCUAUUUAGAAAUCAUUGCACAGCUAGUUCCUGAAGACAGUUGAAAUAGUCUAGUGUAGAAUAAUCUCACCACCAAAUGUCAAGGACUUGGGUGCGUGUUGUGUUUCAUACUGAGUCCACAUUCAUCCUUUCAGUUUUAUUUCGUUCCUGGUUUUGUACCUUGUCAUUUCUUCUUGCCCUUUCUCACACCCACCUUCCCUCAGCUCUCCAGCACAUCUACUCAGUGGUACUGUGCUGUGUGUCAGAAGAUAGAGUGGGUGUAUUGUAUAGUGAGUUUCCGAUACAUGUUCGUGAGAUGGGACAUUGGUGUAAGGAGAUUACAUUGAUAACAGUGUUUAUAUCAGGAACUCUAUCCCAGGAAAGGGGGUAUGGAUGGAUGGCUACAGUUGUGAAUGGAUAACCUCACUUAGGAAACUGAAUUUACUGUUCCUGUGAGCAGUCACCCGGAAUAUUAAAUGUGUGCUCUGGUGAACAUCUGAUUCUACUUUUCUCCUUGUGGACAGUUUACUAGUGCCCUGCUGGAGAGGCACAGUGAGGACAGGAAUGAAGUCUUCACAUAAAAAUAUUUUUACUUCUACAUGAUCUAAAGACUGCAUUCUGCAUCUUUUGUAACCUGGUUUUUUGUCAUGACAGACACUGAAAUAGCAUGUGAAGCAGUUGCCUAGAUGCCAGUAUAUUCAGUUGGGGAAAACUGUCGUGCCCCCGACCCCCACCUCCUCUGUAUAAUUGUUCCUUAAAAGGUAAAUUGCUAAUUUUAUACUGUGUGAUUCUAUUCAUAAAUAGGUUUCACUAUUCUAUAUUAAAACUUUGUCAGAAAAUGAUCUACUCUUCAAGUAAGUUUGUUUUACUUUUUUUUUUUUAAAGGAUAUUUUAACAUGCCUUAUUUAUUAUUGUUAUCAAAACAAAUAAGGAGUCAAUUACAGAUGAAAAUUUCAUUUUCCACAGGUAUCACCUUGCCUAACUAAUCUUUAGUAUGGGGUGAUUUUGAUACUAUCUUUGGAGUUUUGCACUGGAUAUUUAAAAAUAUAUAUAUAUUGGCACAAUAUAUUGAAAAAUUAAAUAGUAUUUGGUUUAAUUUUUAAUAUUUGAAACAUUUUUAAUUAGUGUUUAAAUCAGACUAGCAAUUCUUUGUAUUUUUAAUUACUUUUUUAAAAGGAACAUCUGAAAUGUAUUUAUUAAUUCCAAACUGGUGUUUGUGUGAAUUUACAUAUAUAUUUUCAUGAAGAAUAAAAUUUCUUUGAGGUAAAAUCUGGAUCCAUUUAUUAUGAGGUUAAAGAUGCUUCAUCCAGUGUAAUAAUGACCACAGUGUGUAAGUUUAAACAGUGAACUUCAUACUUUAAGAAGCUUUAAGAGAACAGUUCAGGGGAUACUAAGAUGAUUGCUCUGUCAGUUCCUUGUCUAUAUGCAGUAAAAUUUUAUAAUCCGUUUCAGUAACAUAACAAUUUACACAACAGUCUUGGGCAUAAAAAGUUUUGAUGCUCUUCUGUUCUGUCUGUUCCAGCGUAAUGACUGCGCUCAAACUCUUAAGAUGUAUCUAAGUAUUUGCUUUUCUCCCUUUUCCUUCCAAGUAGACAGACCUGUGCUCUCACAUACAAUGUAUUUAAGUUUUUUAGAAGUGAUACUGUAGUAAGUCAAUUGUGUGAUUUAAUCAGGCCACUCUGGUUCUUUGAUUCACAAUUUCUUUUUUCCACAGACAAUUAUGAAACAAAUAAUUACCAGUUAACUGAUAAUAAGCACGUUGUCCUCUGCUGUAAAAAGUCUGAAUAGAUACUGUGUAUGUUUUAAUGUCCAUGAACUUGAGCUACUCGUGUGCAAUUAUGUGUAUGGAAUGGAGUAGUGUUCAUGAUUUGUAUCUACAUCAUCAUAUGGAUGUAUAUUUAUUAAUAAAGUCAUCACUUUAAACCAA
Messenger RNA from Arvicanthis niloticus (Nile rat), 4640 nucleotides. It is a transcript of the gene C8H5orf24, whose product is annotated as chromosome 8 C5orf24 homolog. The record is from RefSeq and is a predicted model, not a curated record. Lineage: Eukaryota; Metazoa; Chordata; Mammalia; Rodentia; Muridae.